AUGAUCCGUAUCAGUGACGCUAGAAGGCUGGUGACUAGACCUCGGGAGCUGGGGACAYAACCACACAUCACUACCACAUCUUCACACAGCAUCACUCUCUCUGACCUGCAAAGUASUACUCAGUACUCUGUCACUGUCUGCACUGUYSUGGAKAAUGGAAAGCAAAGUCAACUGGCUWCAACAGCCCUCACCACUAGAUUCCGACUGCCGACACAAAAUGAGGAGCUCCGGAUUGUUCUGGUCGGGAAGACUGGAGUUGGGAAAAGUGCAGCAGGAAACACCAUUGUGGGGACAAAGGAAAAACCUUUCAAGUCAAAGUUAUCCUCUAUUUCUCUGACAAAAUACUGUGACAAGACAAGAGGGCACGUGGAUGAGCAAAGUGUAGCUGUUAUCGACACCCCAGGUUUGUUUGAUACUACAUUGUCCAAUGAGGAGGGACUGAAAAAGAUUGCUCUGUGCAUCUCUUUCUCUGCUCCUGGUCCCCAUGUGUUCCUGGUUGUGAUCAAGCUGGGAAGAUUCACUGAAGAGGAGCAGAAUACUGUGGAAAUGAUUAAGAGAUUAUUUGGUGAUGAAUCAUCGAAAUACACCAUGGUUCUCUUCACACAUGGAGACCUUCUUGAUGAUGAGGGCGUAACAAUUGAAGACUUCCUGCAUAAAAAUCCAGUUUUGGAAAGUUUAAUUUCUCAAUGCAAUGGGGGAUAUCAUGUCUUUAAAAACAAAGAUAAGAAUCGCUCCCAGGUCACUGAGCUGCUUGAGAAGAUAAACAAGAUGGUCAUGAGUAAUGGAGGGAGACAUUACUCCACUAAUAUGUUCCAGAAGGCUGAGAGAGCAAUUGAAGAGGAGAAGAACAAGAUCCUGAGAGAGAAAGAAGAGAUGAUAAAUAAACUUAAGGAAAAAAAUUUGAAACAAGAGGCUCGGGAGGAAGCGCUUAAAGAGCAGAAUGAGAGGAUGCUGAGAAAAAACAAAGAGCAGAAACGCAGACAUGAGGAGGAACUGAAGAAAAUUGUGGAAGAACYUGCUCGGGAGAAAAUGAUUAAAGAGGAGAAUGAGAGGAUCCAGAAAGAGAAGAAAGAGCAGAGACUCAGGGAGGAGGAACUGAAGGAACUGAAAAUGGAAAAUGAGGCUAAGGAGAAAGAACUAAAGGAGUUGAAGCAAAAACUUGAACGUGAGGCUAGAGCGAAAGCUGAGAAAAAGAUCAGCGAUAAGGGAAAAUGGUGCAGUACUCAAUGAAAAUCUGAAACAAUGAUGUACCAUCUAACAAUGCUGUUCAAUCUAACAAUGCUGUACCAUCUAACAAUGAUGUACCAUCUAACAAUGAUGUACCAUCUAACGAUGCUGUUCCAUCUAACGAUGCUGUUCCAUCUAACGAUGCUGUUCCAUCUAACAAUGCUGUUCCAUCUAACAAUGCUGUUCCAUCUAACAAUGCUGUUCCAUCUAACGAUGCUGUUCCAUCUAACGAUGCUGUUCCAUCUAACAAUGCUGUACCAUCUAACAAUGAUGUACCAUCUAACGAUGCUGUUCCAUCUAACAAUGCUGUACCAUCUAACAAUGAUGUACCAUCUAACAAUGCUGUUCCAUCUAACAAUGUUGUACCAUCUAACAAUGCUGUUCCAUCUAACAAUGAUGUACCAUCUAACAAUGCUGUACCAUCUAACAAUGCUGUUCCAUCUAACAAUGCUGUUCCAUCUAACAAUGCUGUUCCAUCUAACAAUGAUGUACCAUCUAACAAUGUUGUUCCAUCUAACAAUGAUGUACCAUCUAACAAUGAUGUACCAUCUAACAAUGAUGUACCAUGCCCAUCUAUCAUUUGUUUGACUUGAUGACUUCUAAUACUUAAAAAUGUAACUGGU
Messenger RNA from Salvelinus sp. IW2-2015, 1850 nucleotides. Its product is annotated as GTPase IMAP family member 7-like. NCBI's taxonomy places the organism in Eukaryota, Metazoa, Chordata, Actinopteri, Salmoniformes, Salmonidae. The record is from RefSeq and is a predicted model, not a curated record. Gene Ontology annotation, molecular function: protein binding; GTP binding.